GCAAUGGGAAAAUUGAACCAAAAAAAUAUCUAUGACUGUGUUUGUAUUCUGUGGUUCUGUCAAGUCGCUUUUUGAAAUGUUAGCAGGUAGUUAUUUUGAACAUAAUCCUUACAGAUUUUUUAUUCAUUUCGUUUUAUAUGUAGAAAUUAAUUUAUUAAAUUGACAUUGGUUGCAUUGUGCGAAAUGCGCAAAUAGGCCAUUAAUAAGAGAAGAAGAAAAAGACAUUGGCCAUUAAUAAAAGAAGACAGAAGGCAACAUUAUACAAUUGCUUGUAGAAACUUCGAAUGUACAGAAGCAAUAACAUUUACAACAAUAAACACUCAUAUAAUAUUGUGCUCCAUGAAGAAAGUGCGCUUUGAGUCUCCUGUACGGGUUUUUAGCAAUACAAUGGGUGAUUUAGAAUGCCAUUCCCCACGACCGUUUAUUGAUAAACAAGUGGUAGUUAGUAGACCUGUUUUAUUUGAGGGUUAUCAGAGAUUGCUUCCAUAUAGCUCAGAUCCUGUGCAUAGGUUUGAAAAUAGUAAUAACUCACCAUAUCCUACAAUGAAAAAGACUCUUAUAGACGAUUCUAGUUCCCGCUGUAUGCCAUCUAAUGAUUUAGAUUUAAGUAUGUUAGAUGGAUCUACCCAUGUACCAAGAAAACCACCAUAUCAUACUAAGCAAGUGUUUUCAUGCGAAGGAGAACAGAUUCAUAGAAGUGACAUAAAAACAUUUACAAAUGCUGCAAUAAAAUCACCACAAACAGUUUUGUCUUCAAUUGAGAAUACAAGUGCACUUGAGCAGUCUGCAAAUAAUAUUAGAUCUAAUAAUUUCUUUAUAAGGCGUGAUAAUUUAAAGGAAUUAAAUUCACCUAAAGUAUAUUCCUUGCAAAAUCAAAUGGGUAAAUUAAGUUUGAACAAGGAAAAUGUUGCUUUAGAAAAACAAGCAGAGAUAGCAAGAUUGUCUGCAGCAAAUGCAAAUAAUACAUAUAUGCAACUGCAAAAUGUAAAAACUGAUAUUCCAAAUGAAUGUCGAUGCCACCAUUGUAUUAAAUUGAUUGAAAAUGCAUCAUGUAAACUUAAUCAGCAUAAUCAAACAAUAACAAACAAUUCUAAAGAACAUAUCCAAACCUUGAACUGCUCAUGUAAUUUACAUGGUCACAGAUUACAAUCUUUGCAUAAUAGUUACCACUGUAAUAAUUGUGUUCCUGUUGAGCAUCAAUCUCAUUUUUGUCACUGUCAAAAAGAAGACGCACAUCCUGAAAUUGUAGAUAAAAAGACUUGGAUGCUAAAAAAAUAUGAGCAAAGCAAAGACUGUGAUACAUUGGAAAUUGAUAGGCAAAAUAUUAUUGUCAAGGAGAAAAGAGAACCUACAGUUGCAGAUCUCUUCAAAAUAAUUAAACUCCAAAAUGAACAACUUCAGCUGCUUCAGGAGAAAGUAGACAAGUUUAUAUCUGCUACUAGUGUAAAUAGACCUGUACAAAACUAUGUGACUGAGCAAGGGGCUCUCGAAGCUGUUGGUAGUGAACAACAGAAAAUAUCUAUUGGUGUUAUGACUAGCUUUGAGAUGGUGAGGACUUCCACUGUGAUAAAUAAAGAGAUUGUUACCCAAACUAAUGAAAGUGGGCACAUUCAAUGCAACAGAUCACAAAUCAGCAUAAAGGAAGUUGUAAGUAAAAGUCAACAAGGCAAUUUGAAUUUCUUGGAUGGGAUAACACCUAUUUCCAAAGCAAAUUCUCAACAAAAUUUAGAUUGCACAAAAUCACAGGUACAAAAGGCUAGUGACAAAGGUCAGUUAUGUUUGAAUGAAAAUGUCAAUGAUGACAAGACACUGAACGAACUCAGUCUUUACAAUGUUGAAAUAGAUAAUGCUAUCACACCUCAAAUAUCACCAGAACAGAGUCUCUAUUUGGAUGUUAGAGAUUAUAGUGAGUGAGUUGCACCAUCUAAAUAUAUGUAUUGCUUUGUAAUAUAAUGUUUGAUUCAGCAUUUAUUAAUAUUUGGAAAUAUAUUUCAGUUCUGAUUCUGGUGGUGAAGACAACUCCAAUGUUGGUUGGACUUAUUACAAUAAAGUUAUGGUAUGUAUAUUUAUUUUUUAGUUAGAUCUAAUGUAAUAAUUAUUUGUUUUUUAUUAGCUUUUCGCCAGUUGCUUCUCCCGCUUGAUCCCCAGGAAACUGUUUAUUUGGAUAUCUAUUCAUAUUGUGACACAUAUAUAAUUACAAUGACAAAUUGAAUACUAAACAAUGGGUACUAUGGCAACAUUUUAAUUCCCUCUAUUAACUUCCACUCCUAUUUUCAUUCAUCCCUUUUAUAUAUAUGUGUGUAUAUAUAUACGUAUAUGCUAUGUUCACUGCUUAUGAUUUAGCUUCCCAAAGGUGAAAGAAUUUUUAAAAUAGGUUCAGUAGUUUGGAAGCUUGUUUGUUGCAAACAAUCAAAUCUUUCCUUUUUUAUAAUAUUAGUAUAGAUUUGUAAAAAAUAUUAAUCGUUUCAGACACAUGUUAAUGGAAUGCUACAAGACUCAGAUAUGCCAUCAUCGGCUAGUGCAAUGUAUAGGAAUUUGCGACAACAGUGUGUUCAAAUGCAAAUUGACAAGACAAAUGUCAGUGUGACCAAAAGAGUAAAAUUUGGUGAUGAUCCACUUGGUAUUCAACAGCCUCAUAUAUAUAACGCAACUACUGAUACAAGCCUAAAGAUGAAUCAACUAGCUGCAAAGUAUUUAAAGAUUAACACUCCUCCUUUAUACCAAAUACCAUCAUCUAAACCCACUGUGAUGCCUAUUGACAUGUCUUUCGCGACUAGAAAUUACAUGGAAAGACAUAAAAUUUUACAAGGUGGUAACAUGUUUCCAUCGCAACCAGGUCCAGCAAUUGAGAUGCCAAAGUUUUUGGACAUCACUGCGUUAAAACAACAGCCAAAGUUUUUAUAGUUAAGCAUUUGUAGUAUUAAGACUGUUGUGCAAAUAUAUUUUAUAAAUAAGACACAAAACAUUGAACAGACAUUUAUUUAAACUUCAGAGAAUAUAACAGAGUAUAUUAAUCUAUUUUGUAUAUUUCUGUUUGUGAACUUGCUGUAUUUUUAUAUUCAAUACACUUUACUCUGAAUAUUGUUAUAAGAAUUGUAUCACUACAUACAUAAUAUAUCGUAUUUUUAUCUCUUUAAUAUGUAUAUCUUUUAUUUUAAAUGUAUCUUUUUAAUUUGUUUGAUUUUAUCACAUUUUUUUGGAGAUGGUUAUGAAAUAUAACUUAACUAUUUAAUGGUAGGCCUAUUUACGUUACCAUCAUUCACACAAAUAAGCACAUUUAUAAAUUUAUUUUGUAAUUAUUCUUUUAUAAUUAAACAACAACUCUUUAUUUGGAGGUAUUUUAUCUUUCAAACGUUAAUUUUAAAUUCCUUUGGUUUUCAAACAUAUUUACAAACAUUCAUUUCACCAAUAUUGAUAGACCAAGUUCAUUAGCAAUCGGAAGUGCCCCAAUCUCGCAAUUUAAUUAACAUCCACCUUAAAUAUUAUGAAUUAAAUAUAAGAAUCUGUACUGUAAAAUUAUUAAGCUUAACAUGUGGACACUCGUAAUUACUCUGUGCUAUUUUAAUUAUAAGGGCGCAUUCCCAUUUUCUGACGACAGAUAAUCGUGCAAUUAGAGUCGUUGCUUGUACUUACGGCGAGAAAUUUGCCAGUUUUGUAUACAAAACUGUUUUUUUAUAUAUACAAAACAAAAUUUGUCAGUUUUGUUAAAUUUGUCUAGUAUAUUUUAGGCUAUCGUUUGGCGUUAUUAAAUAUUGAUGUGUUUUAAUCUAGGAAGGCGCGAUUACCU
Molecule: messenger RNA, 3787 nt
Organism: Diatraea saccharalis (sugarcane borer)
Lineage: Eukaryota; Metazoa; Arthropoda; Insecta; Lepidoptera; Crambidae
Source: the annotation of a GenBank genome assembly